Molecule: messenger RNA, 1506 nt
Organism: Diplodia corticola
Lineage: Eukaryota; Fungi; Ascomycota; Dothideomycetes; Botryosphaeriales; Botryosphaeriaceae
Product: nuclear protein localization protein 4
Exons: 4
Coding region: 1-1506 (501 amino acids)
Biological process (GO): ceramide biosynthetic process
Cellular component (GO): membrane
Molecular function (GO): sphingosine N-acyltransferase activity
Source: RefSeq, a predicted model, not a curated record
AUGGAGCACGCCGCUGCCGACCCUGCAACCGAGACCCGUGUCCUGCUGGACAAGAACUCGAACGGCGUGCCGACUCUGGUGCCGAAGCCGCAAUUGUUCUCGGGCGGCGCCGCUGACGGCAGCACCCAUCUGGUCAAGGUGCGCCGGAAGAAGGCCCGCGAUGAUAGCUUAGUUGGCGCCUUCUGUGGCUGGCUCGAGGCGCAUCAGAUUGGCCUCUCAGUCAAUCUGCUGAUCCUGCUCGCGCUCACUCACGCCUGCUUCCCUCGGGCCCGUCCUACCACGCGCAAGUUCUUCGAGCUGUCCUACUACGAUGCCGCCACCGGCAAGUACACGCACGGCUGGGAUGACUUCCCUUUCGUCUUUUUCGGCAUCGUCGUCUUCACGGCGCUCCGAGCUGCCACGAUGGACUACGUGCUGAAGCCCUUGGCACGUCUGGGCGGCAUCCAGAAGAAGAAGGCGACGGUUCGCUUUGCUGAGCAGGGCUGGCUGCUGGUCUAUUGCUCCAUCUUCUGGACGCUGGGCAUGUACAUCAACUACAACUCGUCGUACUGGCUCAACCUCUACGAAAUGUGGAGCAACUGGCCCAUCCGCCAGAUCAGCGGCCUGAUGAAGGGCUACUACCUCCUGCAGUUCGCCUUCUGGCUGCAGCAGAUCCUCGUGAUAAACAUGGAGGAGAGGCGCAAGGACCACUGGCAGAUGUUCACCCACCACAUCAUCACGAGCGUGCUCGUGUCCAUGAGCUACAGCUACUAUCACACCAGGGUCGGCAACGUCAUCUUGUGUCUCAUGGAUGUGGUCGACAUUUUCCUCGCGAGUGCCAAGCUCCUCAAGUAUCUCGGAUACCAAACCGCCUGCGACAUCGGCUUUGGCAUCUUCAUCGCCAGCUGGGUGAUCGCACGACACGUCCUGUACAUUGCGGUCUGCUGGUCGAUCCACGUGUCGCUCCCGAUCGCGGCGCCUUACGGAUGCUACAAUUCGGUCUCGGGCAACCGUCUUCCCGAUUCUCCGACGACGCCGGCCGACGGCGGUGAUGAGCUCAUGUACGAGAUCUGGCAGCCUUUCCGGGAUCCCGAGGGGCCCGUCUGCUUCAACGCACGCAUCCGCAGGGCUUUCCUCGGGCUGCUCGGCGGGCUCCAGGUCAUCACGCUCGUGUGGUUCUGGAUGAUAAUCAAGGUCGCGUACAGGGUCGUGACCGGCCAGGGUGCCGACGACACGCGCAGCGACGACGAGGGUGACGAAGACGAGACCGUCGGCGAUGACGAGAAUGCCGAUCGUGGCAAGCACGGGAAGCCCGCGAACGGCACGGCGGCCCUUUCGAUUGACCGGAAGCCGCUUGAGGAAGAGGUUGGCGUCGAGGGCUUGCACUUCGGCACUCCCACGAGGAGAAGGAGCGAGAGGCUGUACAAGCGCAGCAGCAGCCGCGCCAGCGGCAUCAGCAUCUCCGGCACCAGCGACCGGAAGGAGCUGCUUGGAAGAAUCGGUUGCGAGAAGCCGGUGAAGGAUUAA